UCCAAGCACCUAAACUUCCAUUGACUUCAAUGGAAACUGAGGAUGCUUAGUACCACGUAAGAUCUGGGCCCUACUAAGGUAAUUUUUAUUUUUAAUUUGAAGAAAAAAAGCUAGAAAACAUCACUGUAUUAAUGUUGUACCUGAGAUAUUAAAAUCUCAGCUGUUAAUGAAAGAGUGAUGCUCUUUAUGAGCUUGGUUACUAUGUUUUGAAUGUGAGAGAAUCAGUGUCAGCUUUUGUGUAAUAUAGUAUAGAAGGGCUGCAACUGUGACAAUAUCUUAUGUUUAUCUUUCAUGGCCUUUAGUGCUAAGAUGGCAGAGUAACCAUGGGAGACUGGAAUUUUCUUGGAGGCAUCUUGGAGGAGGUCCACAUUCAUUCCACUAUUAUUGGAAAGGUCUGGUUAACUAUCCUUUUCAUAUUUCGAAUGCUUGUCCUAGGUGUGGCAGCUGAAGAUGUCUGGAAUGAUGAGCAGUCAGAAUUCAUAUGCAAUACAGAGCAACCUGGCUGCAGAAAUGUUUGCUACGACCAGGCCUUUCCUAUCUCUCUCAUAAGAUACUGGGUCUUGCAAGUUAUAUUUGUAUCUUCACCUUCCUUGGUCUAUAUGGGCCAUGCUUUAUACAGACUAAGAGCCUUAGAAAAAGAGAGACAAAAGAAGAAGGCACAAGUAAGAAUGGAACUUGAAGGAACUGAACUAGAAAUGACUGAAGAUCGGAAAAGACUGGAGCGAGAACUCCGGCAACUGGAGCAAAGAAAGCUCAACAAAGCACCCCUGAGAGGCUCCUUGCUCUGCACUUAUGUGAUACAUAUUUUUACUAGAUCUGCAGUUGAAGUUGCGUUUAUGAUUGGCCAAUAUCUUCUUUAUGGUUUUCAGCUCAAUCCUCUUUAUAAAUGUCAGAGAGAGCCAUGUCCAAACAUAGUUGACUGCUUUAUAUCAAGACCAACAGAAAAGACAGUGUUCCUGUUAUUUAUGCAAUCAAUAGCAAUUGUAUCAUUGUUUUUAAACAUCUUAGAAAUUGUCCAUCUAGGGGUCAAAAAAAUUAAAAAGGGACUUUGUGGACCUGAUAAAAACAGGGAUGACUUUGAUGAUUUCUAUGUAAGUAAAUCCAAGAAAAACUCUGUAAUACCCCACCCUUGUAUGGGAACAUCCGCAACUCCACAAAAAACUCUCCCUUCUGCCCCUAGUAGUUAUACAAUGUUAAUAGAAAAACAAACUUACAUGGCAGGCCAUGAUGUUCAAAAUUCAUCUUCUGCAUUCCAAUCUGUUAAAAACAACCAUACUGAAAAUAGCAACAAUCACAUGCAUGAUGAAAAAGAAAGUAAAUUGCCAGAUGAGAUGCAAACGUCUAAUACUUUGGACCGUCAUCCUCGAAAUACCAGCUCAAAUAAUAAUGAAGGCUUAAGCAAGGUAUUUGGGACAGAGAUUAAUGGUAGUCAGCAACAAGAUGAAAAGAAACAUUGCCUCAGUGGCAUGCAUUCUAAUCUAGUUGCUGCUUCAGGUCUGUACUUGGGAAGCCUAGCUGAACUGCCACCUGGAAGUUCAUUGCAACCUGAUAUGACUUCUCCUAUUUCAAUUAACUGUGCUCGAAAGCUUUGUGGAGUCAGUUCCCCAUGGAACUGCUCUACAGUAGUUGAGAGUGAAGGGUCUCCAACAGAUUCUCCUUCCAUGAGCAGCAACCGAGGACAAGACAACUUAAGUGGAAACAGAACCCAAGACCUUUCCAAGACUGACCUAAGAAAAAUUGGCAGACCAGACGCUCCUGAUUCUCUAAGUGAGCUGAGCUCAGAAUCCAAACAGAGCAGAAAUUGUGAAAGUCCUCAGGCUUUCUCUCCUUCUCGGCGAAUGUCAUUGGCAAGUAAUGCCAGCAGCAGGCGUGCUCCCUCUGAUCUUCAGAUCUAAGAGUUUGUUACCUUACCUAUAUGUUACAUGAAUGAGCACUUUGGGACACAGUGGCAUUAUUGGACACUGUCACAUGAAUUAUACCUAUUUGUAAUUGUAGUUACGUUAAUCAACUUUCAUCAGCGCUUUCAUGGAGGUAAUGCAAAGAACUAUGCACCCUUGUGCAGUAGUUAAGAACUCCUAAAAUGAGAAAUUGAUAAUAAAAAAUUAUUUGCUCUAUUGGAUUUUGUCAUCUUUUUAUUAAAUCUAAUAGAGCAGAUAAUUAUUAAGAUGACUUAAAAUCUAAUAGAGCAGAUAUCCUCAAUAUCUUUCCUGUUCCUAAAGCAAACAGAUGUCAAAGUAACUUUUAAUUUAACCCAGUAAUUCCUGUAUCAAGUCCAUCCAAGUUCAGCCUCAAAAAUCUAUAGAUCACUGCAAUUUUUUUUUGGGGGGGGCGGAGGGAAGAAGUGAUGGAGACAGGAGCCACUUUUGUGUGGAGGCCUUGUGCCUCUUCAUUGCCUCUUUUCAGCCUCACUCCCACAUAGCUCCAUGCCAGGGGGACUGUGCUGACAGGGAUACAUUUGCUUGCUGCAGUUCCCUCUGAAAAGCACCUUAGUGGGAGUUCCACAUCAGAGAUGGAGAACAUGUAUUUUCUGUUUGUUUUGUUUUAGUGGGAAAAUACUGAAAAGAAUGGACCUCCACUGCCCCCUCUCUAGAUCUGUGGAACCCACAUUCCACGAAGCACCUGUGAAAUAUAAAAGGGUUUAUGUGAGGAUAGGGAGAAGUGAGCACUAUUCCACGUAGCCUGCAUGCUCCCAGGGAGCAGCCCCAGUUGUUUGGCUGGCCAGGGUGGGAAAUGUUUUCAGCACCCUCUCUGCCUAAGCAAUGGAGCAUCGAAAAAACAAAAGCAAAGCAACAACCCUCCCCCCCCCGAAAAAAAAAAAAAACUGGAAAAGCCAAGUGGUGAUACAGCGCCCAGGACAAUUGGUGCCCAGGACAACUGCUCUGCUCUUUCACCCCUAGAACAGGCCACACACGCUUUCCUCUGUGCCUCCUUGAGUUAAAUUCACAGUUUUGAGCAAUAUUUCCAUAACUGAUAGUGCAACAUCAAGGUUAAAACAAGGAAAAAAAAAAACAAAAGCUAGGAAAUUGAAAAGUCAUUUUUCUUUUAACAUUAGGCAUGUUGCACAUGGUGAAGUAUUUACUAUUCUUGUGUAUCUUGUUAAAUCUAUCUACCUUAGGCUUUUCUUUGGUGUCUAUCACUUUAGCAUCUGAGGUAAAUACAUAGUUGUAUGUUAUUCUAUUGAUAUUCCUAAAUAACUACCUUACCAUAUACAGGAUGUGUAAUAUGUUCCAUUAACAAUCAUGUAGUAAUCUUAACUUUUGCAUUUUCUGACUUUUAAAAUUUUAAUUGGGAAUAC
Molecule: messenger RNA, 3295 nt
Organism: Gopherus flavomarginatus (Mexican gopher tortoise)
Lineage: Eukaryota; Metazoa; Chordata; Testudines; Testudinidae
Gene: GJA9
Product: gap junction protein alpha 9
Exons: 1
Coding region: 324-1895 (523 amino acids)
Biological process (GO): cell communication
Cellular component (GO): connexin complex
Source: RefSeq, a predicted model, not a curated record